Molecule: messenger RNA, 6279 nt
Organism: Drosophila montana
Lineage: Eukaryota; Metazoa; Arthropoda; Insecta; Diptera; Drosophilidae
Gene: Dscam4
Product: Down syndrome cell adhesion molecule 4
Exons: 32
Coding region: 395-6085 (1896 amino acids)
Biological process (GO): axon guidance; cell-cell adhesion; neuron migration
Cellular component (GO): cell surface; axonal growth cone; plasma membrane
Molecular function (GO): protein binding
Source: RefSeq, a predicted model, not a curated record
GAGUGAGUGUGUAUUGGUGUAGAUACUACGAGAAACUGCAGUGUAAAAGAACGAAGCGCCCGGCAACAAGACAACAAUAACAAUAACAACAAUAACAAAGGCCAACUUUCUAACGCUGCCUUCAGCCGCAUUAAACAUUUUAAUGAAUUUCGAAGCGCGUAAAACAUAAAUAAAUAAAAACAAAAACAAAAAGGAAAAGGAAAACAACAGAACCAUUAAAAAGCUUCAAUCACAGCGCAAAUCUGUUCAUGUGUGCCCAAAGAAAACAAAAAGAAAUUAAAUAAACAGCGAAGAGAAAGAAAAUAAAUCGGGCAAAAAAAAAAACACCAGCGAAAUUCGGCGUUUAAAACACACACAUAAAAAAUGUAAUGGAAAGCAUUAGUGCUCAUAAAAAAUGGAUUUACACAGCCUUUUUAAGGCUGUCCUGAUCCUGUACAUCAUCCGAGCUGAGACGAGCUACAUAGUUAAUGGCUUGGAUCUGCAGGGACCGAUAUUUCUGCACGAGCCGCCGCAUCGCGUUGAGUUCUCCAACAAUUCCGGCGGCCUCAUAGAAUGUUCCGGCCAUGGCAGCCCACCGCCCGAGGUGGAAUGGACGCCCAUACCGCCGCAGCAGGACAUGGUAUUUCAGCUGUCCAAUGGCAGCAUGAUGUUUUAUCCAUUUACAGCCGAAAAAUAUCGACACGAGGUCCACGCCACGGUCUACAGAUGCAAACUGCGCAAUCUGGUCGGCACGGUGCUCAGCCGGGAGGUGCACGUGCGCGGCGUUGUCAACCAGAAGUACACGGUGCAGGUGCACGACGAAUACGUGAUGACGGGCAACACGGCGGUGCUGAAAUGUCAGGUGCCCAGCUACAUGUCGGAAUUUGUAAUGGUCACCGCCUGGGUGCAGGACACGGGCAUGCAUCUGUAUCCAAACACGGACAUUGGCGGCAAGUACACGGUCCUAUCCAAUGGCGAAUUGUACAUAAAUAAUGCGGGGCCCAAUGAUGCGUACAAAAGCUACACAUGCCGCACUGUAAAUAGACUGACAGGUGAAAUACAAAUUUCGACAUAUCCCGGCCGCAUUAUUGUCACAGAGCCCAAGGGCAUGGUACAGCCGCGCAUUAACGUCGAGAAGCAUUCGAUGCGGCAUGUCGUCCUUAAUGGCCAAACAACGUUGCCGUGCAUUGCUCAAGGACAUCCGGUGCCGACAUAUCGCUGGUUCAAGGAGGAGAACGAGCAGCUGCUGCCGCUGCAGCUCAGCGAACGCAUAACCAUUGUAUCUGCGGGUCUGUUGAAAAUCACCAAGGCCCGUCUCGAGGACAGCGGCAAAUAUCUGUGCUGGGUCAAUAAUACGGCGGGCGAGGAGACCAUCCAAGUGUCGCUCACGGUGACAGCUCCGUUGACCGCACAUCUGCAGCCGCAGGUGCAGACCGUUGAUGUGGACAAGGAUGCACAAUUCCAAUGCAUUGUCUCUGGCCAUCCCGUGCACGAUGUCAACUGGCUGCACGACGGCAAGCCCAUAUUGCGCGACAAUCGCGUCGAGAUACUCACCGAUCCGGCGCGUCUGAUCAUCAAGAAGGUGCAAAAGGAUGAUCCGGGCAUGUAUCAGUGCUUUGUGUCCAACGAAUGGGAGCAAAUCCAAUCGACAGCUGAGCUUCAACUGGGCGAUGCUUCGCCGGAACUGCUUUAUUGGUUUUCGGAGCAAACACUGCAGCCGGGUCCAACGGUAUCAUUGAAAUGCGUUGCCACCGGAAAUCCACUGCCGCAAUUUACAUGGUCUUUGGACGGAUUUCCGAUACCAGACAGCUCUCGCUUUUUAGUGGGUCAAUAUGUUACCAUACACGACGAUGUCAUCAGCCAUGUAAAUAUCUCAAAUGUCAAGGAGGAGGAUGGCGGCGAGUACUCCUGCACGGCGCAGAACGCGAUUGGCAAGGUCUCGCAUAGCGCCAAAGUGAACAUCUAUGGACUGCCUUACAUACGGGAAAUGCCAAAAAUAACGGGAAUCUCUGGCUCUGAUUUGAUUGUUAAAUGUCCUGUGGCUGGUUAUCCCAUCGAUAAAAUACACUGGGAGCGCGAUGGCCAAACCCUGCCCAUAAAUCGACGACAACGAGCCUAUAACAAUGGCACCUUAAUUAUUGAGCAGCUGCAGCGACUGGAGGAUGCCGGCACGUACACGUGCAUGGCACAAAACAAGCAGAAGCAGACAUCCAGGCGCAACGUCGAGAUCCAAGUGUUGGUGCCGCCAAAAAUCAUGCCCAUUCAGGCCAUGACGAAUAUGCUGCGCGAGGGCAUGCGGGCGGCCAUAUCCUGCCAGAUACUGGAGGGCGAUUUGCCGGUCAGCUUUCGAUGGGAGCGCAAUGGCAAGCCGCUUAUAGGCACAGGCAAUGAGGUGUUUCGCCGCCUGGACGAGUACUCGGCCAGUCUGGUCAUCGAGCACAUUGCCUCGGAUCAUUCGGGCAACUAUACGUGCAUAGCCAGCAAUGUGGCGGGCACGGAGAGAUUUACGGUGCCGCUGACAGUGAAUGUGCCGCCCAAAUGGAUACUGGAGCCGAAGGAUUCGAGCGCACAGUCUGGCACAGAUGUGCUCGUGCACUGUCAGUCCGCGGGCUAUCCCAAGCCGACAAUAACAUGGAAGAAGGCCAUCGGGCCGACGCCCGGGGAGUACAAGGAUUUCCUGUACGAGCCGAGCGUGCAGCUGUUUCCCAAUGGCACCAUCUACUUCAAGAAGAUCAGCAAGGAGUCGCAGGGACACUUUCUCUGCGAGGCCAAGAACAACAUUGGCUCCGGCGUCAGCAAGGUGAUUUUCCUGAAAGUCAACGUGCCCGCCCAUUUUCCAACGAAAACGAAACAAAUCUCCGUGGCCAAGGGCAAACAGGUGCAUGUGCAGUGCAAUGUGCAGGGCGACAAUCCAAUUGACUUCAAAUGGAAAAUCCAGGCAACGCAACAGUAUCUUGACGAGUCGCUCGAUUCACGCUACACAAUAAGAGAUCAAGUGCUCGACGACGGCAUGGUCUCCGAAUUGGGCAUUUCGCACACAUAUCGCCAGGAUACAGGCAUUUAUAUCUGUCAUGCCAACAAUGCAUUUGGACAGGACGAGAUGUCCAUACAGCUAAUCGUGCAGGAGGUGCCGGAACAGCCGAAGAAUCUGCGCAUCAAUUCGCAGCAGUCGCGCAGCCUGCAGCUGACCUGGAGCCAGCCCUUUGCCGGCAACAGUCCCAUCGAGCAGUAUCACGUCUACUACAAGCAAAUCUCAGACAUCUGGCAGAAUGCGGAGCACAUUGAUAUAGGCGGGGCUCUGACUGUGGUCAACAUACAGCAGCUGCGUCCGGCGAAGGCCUAUCACAUACGCAUGUCGGCGGAGAAUAAGCUGGGCGCCUCCGAAUACUCGGAGGUGGUGCAGGUAACCACGCUGGAGGAGGUGCCCUCCGGUCCGCCGUUGCAGGUGCGCGCCGAGGCGAAGAGCUCUACGGAAAUAUCUGUCACCUGGGAUGCACCGGAACGUGACCAUUGGAAUGGCAUACUGCUGGGCUACUAUGUCGGCUAUCAGAUGUCGCUGACGCCCGAGGACAAGGAGGUGAAUCCCACGCAGGGCUUCAGCUUCAAGACUGUCGAGGUGCGCUCCCAUUUCGGUGGCGAGACGGUGCUCACAAAUCUCAACAAGUUCACCCAAUACCAUGUGAUUGUCCAGGCCUACACCAGCCAGGGCAGCGGCCCGCCCAGCAAGGAAAUUGCUGUCCAAACAAUGGAGGACGUGCCCUCAUCCCCGCCAGAGUCGCCGCAAUGCGAUGUGCUUGGCUCCACAUCGAUUUAUAUCACCUGGUCACCGCCGGAUAUUGACGGACAAAAUGGCAAAAUCAAGGGCUACAAAGUGUUUUACAUAUCGGUCGAUGAGCUUUACGAAACGGAGCCGGAGGUUGUCAAGUCAACAAAUCAAUACGUCACCAUUGAGAAUCUGCGCAAAUAUACAAACUACACGGUUUGGGUUUUGGCUUACACCAAAGUGGGCGAUGGCAUGAAAACCAAACCAUUUUAUUGCCGCACCCAUGAGGAUGUGCCCUCGGCGCCGCAGGCAAUCAAGGCGAUACCCGCGUCGAGCACCAAAAUCAUAAUCUCCUGGCUGCCGCCCGACCUGCCCAACGGUGACAUCACCGGCUACACGUUCUACAUGUCCAUGCUGGAGGGUGGGCGCGAGGAGGGCACGCACAAGCGUCUGCUGGGUCCGUAUGUGGAAAUGCACGAGACGGUGCGCACCCAGGAGUCGGCCACGUAUCAAUUCUGGCUGACUGCAUCCACCAAGAUGGGCGAGGGCGAGAAGACGCAGGUGGUGACGGUGCCGCCGAACAACAAGGUGCCCGCACGCAUUGUCUCCUUCAGUCAACGCAUCGUGACGCCCUGGAAGGAGCAUCUGGAGCUGCCCUGUCGCAAGGUGGGCGCCCCGGCGCCGGUUACCAUCUGGCGCCAGGACGGGCACAACAUGGAGACGAGCGCCCGCAAGACGAUCGCCAAGAACGGCACGCUCUAUAUGCGCGAGUGCCAGGCCAGCGAUGCCGGCAACUAUACGUGCAGCGUGGAGAAUACCUGGGGCAAGGAUGAGAUCGUCUACAAUAUUGUGGUCAAGGUGCCGCCCGAGGCGCCCAAUCUGACCGUGGUCAGCAGCUACACGGACAGCCUGCAUCUGGAGUGGCUGGACAAUAGCCAUGGCGGCAGUCCCAUCUUGGGCUAUGUCAUCAACUACAAGCGCGACAAUGGCGACUGGGAGGAGCUGCAGGUCGACGCCAAGACCAAUUCGCAUCUGCUCAGCAAUCUCUGGUGCGGCACACGCUAUCAGCUCUAUAUAACUGCCUACAACAAGAUCGGCACCGGGCUGCCCUGCGACAUUGUCAACUCCUACACGAAAGGCAAUUCCCCCGUCCAGCCGAAGCACUCGCAAAUGAUUACGAACAACUCGACGAGCGUCACCUGCUGGCUGGACUCCUGGGGCGAUGGCGGCUGCGGCAUACUCUACUUCAUGAUCGAGUCCCGAGUUUAUGGCCGUUCCACCUGGAAUGUCGUCUCGAAUCAUAUUCCGCCCACCGAACGCAUUUACACGGUCAGCGACCUGGUGCCGGGCACCAAAUAUCAACUCAAGGUCACGGCCCACAACAACGCCGGCUCCACCACGGCCGUCUACAAUUUUACCACGCUGUCCCCGCAGGGCGUGCUCUAUAAUAACGAUCACUCCCCGCCCGUCUCCCAUCUGAGCGAUCUGCCUUUCUAUGCGAAUUUCAAACUGUUGCUGCCCAUUUGCAUCUCGCUGCUGAUGCUGCUGGCGCUGGUUGCCGCCGCCCUAUUUCUGCGCAAGCGGAUUCUGUCGCCCACAGAGCUCACAAAUCAGGCGCGCCUGGCCAGCUCCUCGAUGUCGGAGUCGCCCUCCUUGGCCAAUCUGCAGAACAAACAGAAUCGCGAUCAACAAUAUUUGGCCGUGCGCUGUAAUCCCACCAAUUCAGCGCCGCGUGGCUCCAAUUCCAAUGAUUCCGGCAGCUUUGGCAAGGCCGAGGGCAAUGAGUAUAUCGAGGAUAUUUGCCCCUACGCCACAUUCCAGCUGAACAAACAAACCUACAGCGAGAGCUCCUACAGCGGCAACGUAUACAGCGGUCCCUAUCACUCGGUGCGCGGCUCCUUUGUCUAUCACGAUGUCAAGCCAGAGAGCUAUCAUUCCAAGGAGCCGGAGUAUACGAAGGUGCGCCGAAAAGUGGGCCGCCUACGCGAUCCGCACUCCGAGAGCCAAGAAUCGGACAAUCCAGGUUCAACAGAUUCCGAAGUUAGGAAAAUCCUAACGCUUCACAUACCAAUUACAGAAUAUGACACACUCGGCUCCGAGUCCGACAAUGAUGUGUCCGCGCGCGCUCUUAACUCGGCCAAAUAUCGCGCACAACGCGACACUCAAGAUGAGACCUCGUCGUCAUCGGAAACGACGCCCACCAGCAUGACCCGCAAAUCGAAGCCUCCAUUUGCGGCACGCAAGUCGGGCAAGCCGGGCACCAGCGGCAAGCGGCAUGUGCGCAGCUCCAGCGGCUAUUCGAGCCACAAUGAGGAGACAACAUUUAGAACCCUGUACGUUUAGCAUAUCCAAUUAUCCACCAAACUAUCAGGACCACAUUAAUCCACCGGCGCGCUUCUCGGAUGCCAACGACAAGACAAAGACCCAGACGUCGCCACGUAUGCGUGGCAAUCAGAAACUGCAGCGGGAGGCAUUCCAGAUCAAUGUCUAAAGCAUAUAUACUACAAAUAUUACAGCAAAAUACAUUUUAAAAUUAA